AUGCCUCGGGGUCAGAAGAGUAAGCUUCGUGCCCGUGAGAGACGCCAGCAGGCCCAAGUUGAGCCCCAGAAUCCGGUAGGUGCUCAGGCCAUUGUGGGAGUGGGAAAAGAGUUGCCUUCCUCUUUCUCCUCUUGCAAAGCUAUUUCCUAAAGCUCACUUAUUGCUUGGUCAUAUUGCAAUCCACAGGGUCUUCAGACAGCCACAAAUACUGAGUCCAUCCAAAGAGGCCAUAUAGAUGAGAAGGUGGUUAUAAUGGUGUAUUACCUGCUGUAUAAGUAUAACUUGAAAGAGCCUAUUAGCAAGGUGGAAAUGCUGAGAGAAGUAAUCCAGAUGUAUAGGAGUCACUACCUUGAGAUACUCCAGAGAGCUGCUGAGCACAUGGAGAUGAUCUUUGGCCUUGACCUAAAGGAAGUGGAUCCCUACCGGCACAUCUACAUCCUUGUCAACAAAAUGGAAGUAAGCUGCGAUGCAAGGCUGAUAAAUCGGAUCGAGAUUCCCAAGACAGGCCUGCUGAUGGCUGUUCUUGGUGUAAUCUUCAUGCAGGGCAAUUGUGCUAGUGAGGAGCGAGUCUGGCAAACCCUGAAUGUGAUGGGGUUAUUUAACGGGAGGAAGCACUUCAUUUUUGGGGAGCCUAAGAAGCUCAUUACCAAAGAUUUAGUGCAGCAGAAGUACCUAGAGUACCGCCAGGUGGCCAAUAGUGAUCCUCCAUGCUAUGAGUUCCUGUGGGGCUUAAGAGCCCACGCCGAAACCACCAAGAUGAAAGUGCUAGAGUUUAUGGCUAAGAUCCAUAAUAUGGUCCCCACUGCCUUCCCAUCCUUGUAUGAGGAGGCUUUGAGAGAUGAGGAAGAGAGAGCCCAAGCUAGAGCUUCAGCCAAGGCUCGUACUGCAGCCCUGGCCAAGGCCCGCUCCAGUGCCAUAGCCAGCAGUUCCUCCCACUCCAAAAGAACACCUGUACAAGCGUUCAGGCAUGUUCAUCAAGUGAUGGGCAGCAGAGGCUCACUAGUUGUGAUUUUUGACCAUGUACCAAAGGAAGAAGAAAAGUCUCGGUGGAUUGAGACUACUCUAAAGGUCUCAGGAAACGAAGCCUUUGAUCUGAGGCUAAUGGUCUCAGAUCAAAAGCGGAAAACAUCUCGGCCUUUAUUUGGAGUUAAGGAGAGCAGCCUGAGCAAGGGUACGCUAAACCGGGCACACGCACACACUGUCCCUGCGGUCUCCCCUGGGAGGCCCCGGGUCGGGCUAUCAAACUACGGGAGGGACGGGUCUCGGUGCCCUCAUUGUCUGUCUUCCUGCCCACACUCCUGCCUGCUGUCCCUGAUCUGUGUCAUCAUGCCUCGGGGGCAAAAGAGUAAGCUCCGUGCCCGUGAGAAACGCCAACAGGCCCGGAGUGAGGCUCAGCAUCUCCAAGAUGCUCAGGCCUCUGCAGUAGAGGAAGAAGAGUUCCCCUUUUCCCCUACCCCUCUGCUUGGUGGUAAUGUCCAGAGCUCCCCUGCUUCUGGGUCAGAUAGAAAAUCCCAGGGGUCUGGGAGAGCCCCUUCCACUACUUCUGCAGGUGCUUCAUGUACCAGAUCUGAUGAUGGUGCUAAGAGCCAAGAUGAAAAACCAAGCACCUCCCAGGCAUUACCCAGCACUGAGUUUUCCUGUAGAACGCCUCUAGACGAGAAGGCAAUUCUGUUGGUGCAAUUUCUGCUGCGCAAGUAUAAUCUGAGAGAGUCCAUUACCAAAGAAGAUAUGAUUAAGCAUGUCAUCAAAAAGUACAAGAAGCACUUCACUGUGAUCCUCAAGAAAGCUUCUGAGCUGAUGGUGCUGGCCUUUGGCAUUGAGGUGAAGGAAGUUAACCCCACCACUCAUUGCUAUGCCCUUGUCAGCAAAUUUCAGUGCACCAGUGAUGGCAGACUGCGGGGUGAGGAGAUCAUGCCCAAGACCGGCCUGCUUAUGACCAUCCUCUGUGUGAUCUUCAUGAAGGGCAACUGCGCCACUGAGGAGGAUGUCUGGGAGGUGCUCAAUGUGAUGGGGAUAUAUGCUGGAAGGAAGCACUUCAUCCAUGGGGAGCCCAAGAAGCUCAUCACCAAAGAUCUGGUGCAGGAAAGGUAUCUGGAAUACCGCCAGGUGCCCAACAGUGAUCCUCCACGCUAUGAGUUCCUGUGGGGCCCGAGAGCCCAUGCUGAAACCAGCAAAAUGAAAGUUCUUGAAUUCUUGGCCAACAUUCAUGAUACGGUCCCCAGUGCCUUCCCAUCCUGGUAUGAAGAGGCUUUGAGGGAUGAAGAAGAGAGAGCCCGAGCCAGAUUUGCAGCCAUGCUUCGCACCAGUGCCCUGGCCAGUGUGCAUUCUGGGGCCAGUGGCCAAGGCAGCUUCCCUCACCUGUAG
Molecule: messenger RNA, 2364 nt
Organism: Budorcas taxicolor (takin)
Lineage: Eukaryota; Metazoa; Chordata; Mammalia; Artiodactyla; Bovidae
Exons: 4
Biological process (GO): negative regulation of transcription by RNA polymerase II
Cellular component (GO): nucleus
Source: RefSeq, a predicted model, not a curated record